AUGGCUAAUCAUUCUCGCAAUCUUGAUUAUGAGAUUACUAAGCUACGUGAAGCUUCGAAAGAGCGUCAUGAGCUCUUUAUGCAACAAGUUGAUGUCGUAGGAAAUGAAACAACUCGGUUGAUCAAACAUAUCACUGCCUUCAACAACGAUUGCUUGAAAGAUCUAAAAGUCAAGACUGAUAAGGAUGACAAUGUGUUUGAGAAAGUUGAAGAAUUUUUAUCUUAUUUUAAAAAGACAUUAUUGAAAGUUAAUAUUUCGACUCAAUCUUCUAUUUAUCAAGAUUCCAUUUUCACUAUGGUUUCGAACAUCGAGUCAAGUAUCAAGGCUGAGUUGGCUUCGAUCUUGAAUUUGGUACUUCUACUAAAAACAAAUGUUCCACUUCCUAUGCACAUCUCGCAAGGGGGAGAUAAAGUGUUGGUGUUGGUUCGUCUAAGGGAUCUGGAGAAGAUACAGGGGUAG
Lactuca saligna is the source of this 459-nucleotide messenger RNA. Lineage: Eukaryota; Viridiplantae; Streptophyta; Magnoliopsida; Asterales; Asteraceae. The record is from the annotation of a GenBank genome assembly.